This is a messenger RNA of Aspergillus wentii DTO 134E9, 3198 nucleotides long. Its product is annotated as WD40 repeat domain-containing protein. The transcript is spliced from 4 exons. Gene Ontology annotation, cellular component: mitotic spindle. The record is from RefSeq and is a predicted model, not a curated record. Gene Ontology annotation, molecular function: protein binding. Lineage: Eukaryota; Fungi; Ascomycota; Eurotiomycetes; Eurotiales; Aspergillaceae. The coding region runs from base 1 to 3198 and encodes 1065 amino acids. Gene Ontology annotation, biological process: mitotic spindle organization; regulation of mitotic cell cycle.
AUGGCGAGCCAUUCUUCGAGUGCGAAACACAAAAUGACCGGGCCGGGCUUGUCUCUCAGGAUUACGCCCUCCAACUCCCCCGUUCUGAGACCGGCCAAGUCACCCAACAAACCAGCGCAGCAUCAAUCGACAUUGUCCCUCCAGACCAUCAUUGGUACAACGACGACCUCACCCAAUGGCUUCUCCAGCCACCAACAGAGCAAAUCGUUCGCUCUCUGCGCUGGAUCCGCGGCUGUCCUGUCGGAGCUGGACGACGAGAAUAACAUGAGACAGCGAUUUUUCAAAGCACGUCCCUCCGCGACCAGCAUCAAUCCAGUCACCUCCUUUUAUAGCCAGUCGACUCCUCCAGCCACCCCUGAUGCUAGGGCGAGGUCCCUGUCCAAUCUACGCUCAACCGGAAAUAGCCACAACAACUCUCCAUCUAGUGAGGUGGCAGACACUGGCAGUCCCCGCCCAUGGUCGUCGCGAGAGAGAAUCAAGGCGGUUACCAGUGUCUCAAUUAGUCCCGAUGGGAAUUUCCUUGCGGUGGGAGAGACUGGCUACAAUCCCAGGGCUUUGAUCUUCUCCACGGCGAAAGAUUCCCCGUCCGAUAUCCCCCUCUCGAUUAUCAACGAGCACACGUUUGGAGUUCGUGGCCUUGCAUUUGAUUCCAGCUCUCAGUAUCUGGCUACGCUCGGAGAUGUCAAUGACGGAUUUCUUUUCGUGUGGGCUGUCAAUCCCAAAAAUGGGUCGGCGCGGCUUCACUCGACCAACAAGUGCACUACAUAUGUUCGUGAUAUGUGCUGGAUGGGUCAAGCAUUGAUCACUGCAGGUGUCAGGCAUGUGAAAGUCUGGCGGCUCCCGGAGAUCAGACCCGGAUCGCCAACUAAAUCUCAUUUGCAUGUGGAAUCAACCCCCAGCUCCCCGAAUGUUGCCCCCAAGGCGCUUUCGGGAAGAAAUUGCCUUCUGGGCUCUUUGGGUGACAAUACGUUUACAUGCGUUGCGAGUAUCUCAGAAAAUGAGGCCGUGCUAGGUACCGAUUCAGGGACAUUGUGCUUUUUGAAUGAUAGCGAGGGAAGCCAAAAGCUAUCCUCUGUUGAAUUCGUUGGAUUUACUAUUACUUCCUUGGCCGUCGAUUCAGACCAAGCUUCGGUAUGGAUUGGAGGCCGUGGAAAGAGAAUGCGAAGGUUUUCGUUUGAAUAUUUGCGAUCAUCUUCAGGAUCAGCUCCAUCCUCACCAGGCUCCACUGGGAGGAAUUCGGCCGAGCAAAAGUACAAAGGGCCUUCUAUCGCCUGCAUGGGCUCUCUGUCUUCCCAUCUGGUCACUGUUGACGCAACCAGUGGGAUUCAGCUCUACCCGAUCGAUGCAUUGGAUGAGGAUGGCGAGCAAAGUCAGGCUGAGAAGACAAUACCUGCUCACGGAGAUUCCGUACUAGGCAUUCGUCCACUCCAGACCCCAAACAGCCUGAACGCCGACUUUUACACAUGGUCUUCCAACGGCUCUGUGAAUUUUUGGAAUACCGAAGGAAAAUGCCAAGAGUCCCGAAUUAUCUCCUUUGAGCAGUCUUCAGGGAACAAUGACAACGUGCCAAAUGAAAUGAGAACGCUACAUGCCGUGGAUGACAUGGAAUGCUUUGUUUCGGGCGAUAAGCUUGGUGUCUUAAGGGUUGUUUCAGGGCAAUCAUGGGAAUGCGUCAACGAAGUGCGAGCCCAUGGAGGAGAGAUAACCGACAUUGCUGUGCACUCUAGCCCGGAAUCAGUUUUGGUGGCCAGUUGUGGACGUGAUCGUAUCGUGCAGCUGUUUCAAAAAUGUGAUGACACGAUUCAACUGAUUCAGACGAUGGAUGAUCAUGUCGGAUCCGUGGGACAGCUUCUUUUCAUCAACGAUGGAGAAAAGCUACUUUCGUGUUCCGCUGACCGCACGGUACUUGUCAGGGAACGGGUUACUCGAGAGGCAGAUGGUGCCACAGCAAUUGCCUAUCUGGUAUCUAAAGUCAUUACGCUGAAAUCGUCACCUAUGUCAAUGGCCAUCUCACCCGACGACCCAGACAUCCUGAUCGUUUCCACCAUGGACCGAUGUGUUCACAAAUUCGAUAUCCAUUCUGGUCGGCCCAUCCACUCAUUUAGAGCCACCGAUGUUGAAUCAAGUGACACAGUGGUCAUAAACACCUUGACGGUGGCCGCUGAGACACCAGGACAAAGUCCAAAUUUGCUCAUUGGGGCUUCGAGCACAGACAAGUCAAUUCGCGUGUAUGACCUUGAGCGACAAGUACUUCUUACUGGCGAAUUUGGGCAUACCGAAGGAAUGAGCGCCUUGCUCCUAUUGGAGAACAAACCAGACAACUCAGAAAAACCAAUCAAGCGGACUUUAAUUAGUGCCGGUAUUGACGGAGUUGUCAUGGUGUGGGACUUGUCAGUCCAGCCCCUGCAGGCUCACGAUGUGGUGCAGACCCACGCUCGAGAGGAUGAUGACACGCCCACGAAGGAGGUGACAGCUUUCAAACCUCCUUUGCGCCGCGUUUUGUCUCGGUCUGAACUUGCGGAGUUUCAACGACCGGACCUUUUGGCGGCCAGUCCCACUCCUGCACGUGGUCACUCACCGCCGCUGGUACGCAGGAAGCUGUCCAAGUUUUCACUCACUCCUUCCUCCCUGAAAAGCGGUCGUGUAGCGUCUCCCUCACCGUCUCCUUCCGUGUCGAGCCACCGCUCUCCCACUCCUUCUACGCCACGGGAGCAUUCUCGCAGAUCGCCGUCACCUCCCAGUCCUCGCUCUGGAAGAAGACUUGCACAUACUAGCCACAUUGCUCGGCAACCGUCAUCGGAUCAUCGUCCCCACACUAAACAUUCCAAAAAAAGUGAGUUUGGAAGUCUGGACAUGUCCACUGAGCAGGUGUGCCGCACGCUACGGGCGUAUAGGAAGAAGCUUAACGCGGCCUCUGAGCAACCCAAUGGCCAAAAGGAGCUGGAGCGUGAACUGAACCUCACGCUCCGUGCUAUUAACUCUCGAAGCAAGACUAGCGAUUAUAGUGGAGAGAGUGUAGAGAGUGGAGAGACGGAAACUGACAGUAGCGGCAAAGAAAAUGAAAGGCUGUCAAUUCCCUCUAUCCAUAACCAAACAGUACACUCCCCGCGACGGAUGCCCUCGAAUUCCAGUCUCAACGAAAAGAACCAGGCGCACGUUCAUAGGAGUCAUUCUCUCGAUGCAGACGGCGAGGGAUAA